Molecule: messenger RNA, 2706 nt
Organism: Oreochromis niloticus (Nile tilapia)
Lineage: Eukaryota; Metazoa; Chordata; Actinopteri; Cichliformes; Cichlidae
Gene: nrf1
Product: nuclear respiratory factor 1
Exons: 12
Coding region: 185-1696 (503 amino acids)
Biological process (GO): regulation of transcription by RNA polymerase II
Molecular function (GO): DNA-binding transcription factor activity
Source: RefSeq, a predicted model, not a curated record
CUUGAAAGCAUCACUAGUGCAGCUCACUGUUGUGUGCGGUCUGUUGGUUGUGUUUGGUGCUGGCUCCCCUCUGUCCUCCAUUAAAGCUCGGCUCCAUCCCCGCUGUACGGCGCAGGCCCGAAGUAGCGCAGCCGCUCUGAGUAACUGUACUGUGGACCUAGCUGUGUAGACCAGCUGGCUGAUAAUGGAUGAGCACUCCGUUCACCAGGCAGAGCACAUGACCACAAUUGAGGCUAGCGCUGUCAGCCAGCAGGUACAUGUGACCACCUUGACUGACACAUCCAUGAUGAGCGCUGAGGAAGACUCGACCUCCUCACCAGAUGACGAUCCUUAUGAUGACACAGACAUCCUCAACUCGGCUGGCACUGAUGAGGUCACAGCUCACCUGGCUGCUGCAGGGCCAGUGGGUAUGGCAGCUGCUGCUGCCGUAGCAACUGGGAAGAAAAGAAAAAGGCCUCAUAUCUUUGAAUCCAACCCUUCCAUCCGUAAGAGACAGCAGACUCGUCUCCUCAGGAAACUGCGAGCCACGUUGGAUGAGUACACCACCAGAGUGGGCCAACAAGCCAUAGUGUUGUGCAUCUCCCCCUCCAAACCCAACCCUGUGUUCAAGGUGUUUGGUGCUGCUCCUCUGGAGAAUGUGGUAAGAAAGUAUAAGAGCAUGUUGUUGGAGGACCUGGAGAACGCCCUGGCUGAACAUGCCCCUGCAGGUGGAGAACUCGCCUCAGAGCUGCCCCCGCUCACAAUUGAUGGCAUCCCCGUCUCUGUGGAUAAGAUGACCCAGGCACAGCUGCGAGCAUUUAUCCCAGAGAUGUUGAAGUACUCAACAGGCAGAGGGAAGCCUGGCUGGGGUAAAGAGAGCUGCAAGCCAGUGUGGUGGCCCGACGACAUCCCCUGGGCCAACGUUCGCAGUGAUGUGCGCACAGAGGAGCAGAAACAGAGAGUCUCUUGGACGCAGGCGUUGCGAACCAUAGUGAAGAACUGCUAUAAGCAGCAUGGCCGUGAGGAUCUAUUAUAUGCUUUUGAAGACCAGCAGGUAACCACGGCAACCACCACCCAGCACCACCUGACCACUGCACAAAGUAUCGCUCACCUUGUGCCCUCACAAACCGUGGUACAGACCAUCAACAAUCCAGAUGGAACAGUCUCGCUUAUCCAGGUCGGUACAGGACACACAGUUGCCACUCUUGCGGAUGCCUCGGAGCUGCCUGGUGUGACAGUGGCACAAGUUAACUACUCAACGGUAACUGACGGAGAGGUGGAACCAAGCUGGGCCACCCUGCAGGGCGGGGAGAUGACAAUCCAAACGACUCAAGCUUCAGAGGCCACGCAGGCAGUGGCAUCCCUAGCUGAAGCUGCUGUCGCUGCUAGCCAAGAGAUUCAGCCUGGAGCCACUGUUACAAUGGCACUGAACAGUGAGGCAGCAGCUCACGCUGUAGCGACGCUGGCAGAAGCCACACUACAAGGCGGAGGUCAAAUUGUCCUAGCAGAGACGGCAGCUGCUGUUGGGGCACUGGCAGGGGUUCAAGAUGCCACAGGUUUGGUCCAGAUUCCAGUCAGCAUGUACCAGACUGUAGUCACCAGCCUUGCCCAGGGUAACCGGCCCGUCCAGGUUGCAAUGGCGCCUGUCGCUACUCGCAUAGAUAACACUGUCACACUGGACGGCCAGGCAGUAGAGGUCGUAACCCUGGAGCAGUGACCUCGGAAGGAGCAGAAAGCACUGAUUGGCCACCUAGGAGAUUUGUUUAUCUGUUCUGUUUUCCGAGACAUCAUGCUGUGUACAAUGUCAAAUAUAUUUUUUAAUGUGCAUCUGCAGGGGACGUGUACGUGUGUUAUCAAUGCAUUGUGUUUACUAUGUAAAAAGAUUGCGUUUGUUGGUGUAUUUUUCCCAUUUAGCGUUGGUUUUUGGUUGUUUUUUUGGUUUGGUUUUGUUUUUUUUAGCUCUGUGAAGUUGAGUAUUUAGUAUUUAUUUCUUUACAAUUAACCUUUGCUUAAAACAAAGAUGAACCAAAAAGCUCGGGAGGAAAGCCACCCCUGUUUCACUGAGUGUGUUUCUUGUCUUUGUUUGGGAUUUUUCACUAUAUUGUCCAUGCUCGACUGUUUCUGUUUUUAGGAUGACGAAUUCAGUGCCAUAGUCGGAAAGUCACUCCUGUGUUUCGCCAUAUUCACAAUUGCUGUUCCCACCUCAGCUCACUAACUCUCUCACUGUACAACACAGCAUCUGAGAUGCAGACACUCCCAGACAGUCUUGCCCUGUUGUUUUUUUCCCCCCCCCUUUUUUUGUUCUACUGUAAUCCAAGUACAUGCCAAAAUUUUGCAAAGACUCAGGAUAACUUUUUUUUUUUUUUAACUGCUGGAUGGCUGAGAGGACUUACUGACGCAAUCUUUUUGUCCACCAAAUUUUUUUAAUUAUUUUUUUUCCCAGUGCAUGGAUUCGAGGAGGCAACCAUGUUAUUUGCAACAUGAACUCCUUUGUAUGUCACGCAGGACUCGGUGGUCUCCAUCACUUUGUAUGUCACAGGAAGCUGGUCAUACUUGGACAGAAGCUGCACUAUUUGUGAUCCACAAAAGGAUUUGCCACACAAAAAAACCACGCUUGCCGAGAAUCAACUCUGUUUGAUGAAGGUGUAACAGUUGGUGUGACUUUCACCAAAAUUGUGUAUUUGGAAAAAAAUGAAGUCCAAUAAAAUGGCUGCUGUUCACCAUUUA